Messenger RNA from Actinia tenebrosa (Australian red waratah sea anemone), 681 nucleotides. RefSeq lists its product as uncharacterized. The record is from RefSeq and is a predicted model, not a curated record. NCBI's taxonomy places the organism in Eukaryota, Metazoa, Cnidaria, Anthozoa, Actiniaria, Actiniidae.
UAAAGGGUAGAGGGAAGGGUUUUAUAGAGACAAAAUAUAUUAUCGUUUUAUGUUGGCAAGAAACUGUGUUUUACAGGUAGAAAAUACCUUGAAAAAGUACUUUUUGAGCCAAUUCUAUCCUAAGCUUUGUAGCUCUUCGUAUCCGAGGGUUUUUACACAAAAAAUGGCGUCAUCAUUUUCUGGUCCUACUGUAUGGAGUCAGACUGUAGUAAGCAUCGAAUCAAAAAAGCGAGGUAUUCACCUCAUAACAGAUGAAAUAACCAGCAUACCUGAGCUAAGGAAGUACAAGGUUGGCUUAGUUAAUCUUUGUAUUCAACAUACAUCUGCUAGUCUAUCGUUGAACGAGAGCUGGGAUCCAUCUGUGAGAGUUGAUAUGGAGAUGAUGUUGAACAGGCUGGCACCAGAGAAUGCUCCUUACACCCACACCAUGGAGGAAUCAGACGACAUGCCCGCGCAUGUAAAGACAAGUCUGAUGGGAGCCAGUCUAACUAUUCCCAUAACUAGUGGAAGAUUAAACCUCGGUACUUGGCAAGGGAUUUGGCUGUGCGAACAUAGAGAUCGUGGAAGUUCAAGAAAAAUUGUCGUAACUAUGCAAGGAGUACAAUAACUCUACGAAGAAUUACGACUGGACGACUUUGGAUAAACUUUUUUAAGUUAAUAAAAAACUAGGAUUCAAAUUUA